GAUUCCUGGACGGUUGAAUGACAGAAGAACACCGCUUGGAGAACUGAAUUGGAUCUUUACUGCAAUCACUGACACUAUAGCAUGGAAUGUGCUUCCCAGAGACCUGUUCCAGAAACUGUUUCGUCAGGACUUAUUGGUUGCAAGCUUAUUUCGUAACUUCCUGUUGGCAGAGAGGAUUAUGAGGUCCUACAACUGCACCCCAGUGAGCAGCCCUCGACUACCUCCCACCUACAUGCACGCCAUGUGGCAGGCAUGGGAUCUAGCAGUUGACAUUUGCCUUUCUCAGUUGCCUACAAUCAUUGAAGAAGGCACAGCAUUCCGGCACAGCCCCUUCUUUGCUGAGCAGUUGACUGCAUUCCAAGUCUGGCUGACCAUGGGAGUGGAGAACAGAAAUCCUCCGGAACAGCUACCGAUUGUCCUGCAGGUGCUGUUAAGUCAAGUUCAUCGCCUUAGAGCCUUGGACCUCCUGGGAAGAUUCCUGGACUUGGGCCCCUGGGCUGUGAGUCUGGCUCUCUCUGUUGGAAUUUUCCCUUAUGUACUUAAACUUCUACAGAGCUCUGCUCGAGAGCUGAGGCCACUUCUGGUCUUCAUUUGGGCCAAAAUCCUUGCAGUAGACAGUUCUUGUCAAGCAGACCUGGUGAAAGAUAAUGGACACAAAUAUUUCCUCUCCGUUCUCGCAGACCCAUAUAUGCCAGCUGAACACCGUACCAUGACUGCUUUCAUCCUUGCUGUGAUUGUAAACAACUACACAACUGGCCAGGAAGCCUGUCUCCAGGGGAACCUGAUUGCCAUCUGCCUGGAACAACUCAAUGAUCCACAUCCUCUCCUGCGCCAGUGGGUUGCUAUCUGUCUAGGCCGAAUUUGGCAGAACUUUGAUGCUGCACGUUGGUGUGGUGUGCGGGACAGUGCCCAUGAAAAGCUUUACAGUCUACUCUCCGACUCAAUGCCAGAGGUUCGUUGUGCUGCUGUUUUUGCCCUUGGUACAUUUGUCGGAAACUCAGCUGAGAGAACUGACCAUUCCACAACAAUUGAUCACAAUGUAGCUAUGAUGCUUGCACAGCUUAUUAACGAUGGGAGUGCCAUGGUCCGCAAGGAGCUUGUUGUAGCCCUCAGCCACUUGGUAGUACAGUAUGAGAGUAACUUCUGCACAGUCGCUCUUCAGUUCAUGGAGGAAGAGAAAAAUUACCCACUCCCUUCUCCAGCAUCAACAGAAGGGGGUAGCCUGACCCCAGUGCGUGAUAGUCCCACCACCCCCCGACUGCGAUCUGUGAGCUCCUACGGAAACAUUCGAGCCGUGACAACGCCACGAAAUCUGAACAAGUCCCUGCAGAACCUCAGCCUAAGCGAAGAGACUGGAGGUGUUGUAGCAUUCUCUCCUGGGAACUUAAGCACAAGUAGCAGUGCAAGCAGCACCCUCGGCAGCCCUGACAACGAGGAGUAUAUACUAUCCUUUGAGACCAUUGAUAAGAUGAGGCGCGUGAGUUCCUAUUCCUCCCUCAACUCUCUUAUAGGGGUAUCUUUCAAUAGUGUAUACACCCAGAUUUGGAGGGUCCUUCUGCAUCUUGCUGCUGAUCCAUAUCCUGAGGCAUCUGACCUUGCCAUGAAAGUUCUAAACAGCAUAGCAUACAAGGCCACCAUGAGUGCUCGUCCACAGCGGAUUCUGGAUGCAUCAUCCCUCACUCAGUCUGCACCAGCUAGCCCUACCAAUAAGGGGAUGCACAUUCACCAAGUGGGUGGUUCCCCUCCUACUCCUAGUGCCAGCAGCUCGAGCCUCACCAAUGAUGUAACCAAGCCACCUGUCAACAGAGAACUACCCUCUGCCCGUCCUGCCAAUGUGGGAGGAAAUAUUGGUGUCCAAUACACACCUCACUCUCAUCAGUUUCCACGUACCCGUAAAAUGUUUGAUAAGGGCCCAGACCAGGCCACCGAUGAUGGAGAUGAUACCUUGAUGCAUAAGAGUUUUGUGUCUGGAUCUCUGCAAACUGGCUUUGGUGAUUGGAGUGCCAAAUACUUUGCUCAGCCAGUCAUGAAGGUCCCAGAGGAGCAUGACAUUGAAAGCCAGAUACGUAAGGAGCGAGAGUGGCGCUUCUUGCGAAACUCAAAAGUCAGGAAACAAGCCCAGCGUCUGAUACAGAAAGGAAUUUCUCGUUUGGAUGAUCAGAUUUUUAUCAAUCGCAACCCUGGAGUCCCUUCUGUUGUGAAGUUUCAUCCAUUUACCUCGUGCAUUGCUGUGGCCGAUAAAGACAGUAUCUGUUUCUGGGACUGGGAGAAAGGAGAGAAGCUGGAUUAUUUUCACAAUGGUAAUCCACGAUAUACUCGCAUAACUGCCGUAGAAUAUCUGAACGGACAGGAUUGUUCUUUAUUGCUGAGUGCCACAGAUGACGGUGCCAUCCGAGUGUGGAAAAAUUUUGCUGAUCUUGAGAAAAAUCCAGAGAUGGUGACAGCUUGGCAAGGUCUAUCAGAUAUGUUACCAACUACCAGAGGUGAGUGGAUCUUCAGAGAAGAGGAUGCAUAAUUUCCCAAUCUCCAAAUUUCCUUAAGGAAAAGUAAUUUCUAUAUGUUUGUACAUAGGGCUACAUCAAUGCACAUCCUCUGCCUUUCUCCUGCUGCCUCCUGUAAUUCUACUUCCUAAUAAUCAGUGCUUAAAUUAAUUGAUCAAUAUGAGCUUCCAGGAUCUAAUCCUGUCAUGACGUUGACUCCUUAAAACUGGAUUCUUUCUCCCGUAAACAUUCCUUAAAAGGACAUUAUUGUCCUUCUAAUACCAAAGCAUAAUUCU
Molecule: messenger RNA, 2776 nt
Organism: Bombina bombina (fire-bellied toad)
Lineage: Eukaryota; Metazoa; Chordata; Amphibia; Anura; Bombinatoridae
Product: regulatory-associated protein of mTOR
Exons: 21
Biological process (GO): TORC1 signaling; cellular response to amino acid stimulus; positive regulation of cell growth
Cellular component (GO): TORC1 complex; cytoplasm
Molecular function (GO): protein binding; protein-macromolecule adaptor activity
Source: RefSeq, a predicted model, not a curated record